UUAUUUGUCUAAUAGACGAAAAUCAUCUUCACGCAAAAACAGGAAAUAUUUUUGAAGAUAAGAUUCGAAAGACUUACGUUGUCAUGGUAACCCUUAGUAAUGUUAGCGAAGAUAAAGAGAAAGUAUAUAUAUACAUCAUAUUACAAGGUUUUCCAAAAGAAAAAUGUGAGCGCGAGAGAUGUAGAUCUGUGUAUGUGCGGAUAGCUGUAUAGACGUAGUACACCAGGCCGGUGAGCAAAGGAGCGUUGGAGGGGGCCCAGUAAACACGGAGUUGUAUUUUAAUGUAUCCACUCCUCCUCGUAAACGCUCCAGCCUCUGGGAAAACGAUCAAAGUUGCAUAGAUGUGAGACGUUACAGUGAAAACUUGUAAAACACAUGCACUGUACCUACAAAGACACCGUAUGUGUGUCGUAUGGGGCUGCGCUUUUGGUAGUAGUGGAAUUGGUGAAUAAUCUAGAAAGCUAGAACGCAAGUCACUAAUCUUUACUCCAUGGAAUUACUAAGUCUUUAAUGAACUUAAUUAAGUCGGAAUCACAUGGAGAUUCUGACGGGUAUCAGUCGGCUGGAUAAUUUUCUGUGUGGAAUAUAACCGUUUUAUUGUGUGUGGAACCAGCCCCAGGGGUGAGGAGAAGUAUGGUGGUCCCGGGGGAGAAGUUUGUCCGAGUGAAUUAUCGACACUACCACUCCUGGCUCAUACCACGGUCAGCUGUCUGUGGACUUCUGUCAUGUGCCCUAAUAUCCAUGUUGAUUGGAAUCAUCCUACUUCAGUUCGGAAGUAUCUUGAUUCCAUGGGGCGCCGUGGUGUUCGUGGUGGGAGUGCUAUGUCUCUGUGUGUGUAUCUGCCUGUGUCUUCAUGCUUACUGUAUAUUCCAACUGAAGGAUCAGGAGACACAGACCGAGGAUGAAACAAUCAUUAUUUCCUCAAAGGAUUCAGAAUUGUCACCGAACUUCACCGUAUUGGAUAAGAAACCUCCACCUGGGCCGGACAGUGGGGUGAGAAAUGGGCGUUACGGUGGGGGUGGCGGGUCGUUAGCCAAGAAGCAGGUGUCUAUAUCUCCGGGAGUGAGUAUCCCUAUACAGCACCACGGGCCACAGCAGGUACAAGUGUCGUAUGUACAGGCCAACAGGGCAUACCCCCAGUCAGGCACCUAUACGACAACGGGUGGUCAGCCAAAUCAGUCGCCGGGGCAACAGAUGUCAGUACCUCACGCGCAGGGGUCCGCAGGUUACGGUUCGACAAACACUGGAGGUCAUAUGACCGGAGGUAGUGCUAAUCAUAUUGGAAGUAAACAGGUGUCAACCGGAGCAGACCAGUCGCAUGGAGGAGUUACUGGCAGUAAUAUCUCUGGAAAUUACAGCGGAAGUGGUGGACACGUGACAGGAAACUAUCCUCCCCACAGCACAGGUCCCCAUGUAAACAUAGGCUACUCUCAAUAUGGCGGAAGUGGGCAGUUAUCACCCGGAGGAUACCAUGGCAGCAGAAGUGGAACCAUGUCCUCUGUUAGCUCACGUGGACACAGUCCUGGGUAUGGGUACCCACUCCAGCCUCACCAGCCUACCCCGUAUAGCACACUGACGCAAAAAUCUGUCACUCCUGUCAGUAUGUCGCAUGUGCAACAUGGUCACGUGGUGAAACAGACUGGAGGAUAUGACGAAGACUAUGACAACACUGCGGAAACAGCCCCUAUGAUAGGACAGUCACAAAAUCAAAGUAACCAAUCAUGGCGUCCGUCAGGUUUGUCACGUGAUGACGACGUACCGGAGCCUCAACCAUUGGUUUAUCCAUCAGAAAGACGACCAAUGACAUUUGAACAAACAUCUACGUCCAAAAUGAGUAUAUAUGAUAAUAUGUAUUCGUUAGAUAAGCUAGAUGAAUGAGUCAGACAAACGAAAUACAGGAAUCUUGUUUACAGCAUUUCGUUUCAUGGCUUUCAUCCUAUUGGACCUAUAGCCCAGCCAAGAUGUCGAUGAUCACACCAACUUGACACUCAAGGUCAUCUUAAGGUCAUGGUUUAAAGUUUACCGUUUAUGGCCCAUAAAAAAGACAUCUGGAGAAGAAUUGUAAUACGAACAUUUUUAGAGCAAGACAUGAUUCUAUUCGUGUGUGAAUGCACAGAUUAGUCUGUCGAAUAGUUAAAUUGAAGGAUGAUAAUUCCAGAAAGACGAGUUAAGACCGCCGAUGUAAAGAGUGCAGAGCCAGUCUUAAAGCAUGCCAUACCUCGUUAAAACAGAUGCGCGCAUUCGCUUUAAUACUACUGGUUCAGGACAUCUGUACAUGCAUAUUUGAUACGCAAUAUAUAUUAAUUUACCGAUUGGUAAUAUCACUUUUUUUUUUACAUGAUUCUGAUUUCUGAAGUUCAUACCUCAGAGACUGAUGUAAUGUGUUACUAUUUUUUCGUAUUGUAAAGUCUAUUUAUUUAAGAUAUUAGCGUGUUCAGUCAUACCGCGGUGGUUGUUACAAAAUUAUUAUUUAU
Pecten maximus is the source of this 2474-nucleotide messenger RNA. Its product is annotated as filaggrin-2-like. NCBI's taxonomy places the organism in Eukaryota, Metazoa, Mollusca, Bivalvia, Pectinida, Pectinidae. The coding region runs from base 634 to 1878 and encodes 414 amino acids. The record is from RefSeq and is a predicted model, not a curated record. The transcript has 3 exons.